UCCAUCCCUCUCCAUCCCCGCUCCGCUCCGGCCCCGCCGCUCCCGCUGCCCGGUCCCUCCGAGGCCCCGCCCCCCGGACCACGCCCCGCGCUGUGAUUGGCCGCGGGCGCGCGGUGGGCGUGGCCGGCGGGGCCGUAUUAAAGGUGCCAUGGCCGCCCGCAAAAAGGGGCCGCGGGCGGGCGGGAGCGCAGUGCGAGCGGAGCGGGCACCGGGCACGGCCUCGCCACGGAUCUUACCCCUUCUCCGCACCGGCACCUCCCUCGCUGCCGCCGCAGACCAUGCCCUCUCUAUGACGGCGGCUUGCUGAGCUCACCCUGCGUGCCAGAAGACCGUCCUUGGUUGAUCCGAGGCCUUCUGGGGACCCCGGCCUCCGCCCGGUUUUUCCGCGUGUGUGUGUUCCUGUAGAGCUUUCAAAACUGUUUCUCCAAAGGGUUUUGCAGAAACUCAGACUGUUUUCUAAAGCAGAAGCACCCGAGUCCCCGGCAGUAGUGAUGGGCAGCGUGCGAACCAACCGCUACAGCAUCGUGUCCUCGGAGGAGGACGGCAUGAAGCUGUCCACCAUGGCCGUGGCCAACGGCUUCGGCAACGGCAAGGGCAAGGUCCACACCCGGCAGCAGUGCCGGAGCCGCUUCGUCAAGAAGGACGGGCACUGCAACGUCCAGUUCAUCAACGUGGGCGAGAAGGGGCAGCGCUACCUGGCCGACAUCUUCACCACGUGCGUGGACAUCCGCUGGAGGUGGAUGCUGGUGAUCUUCUGCCUGACUUUCAUCCUCUCCUGGCUUUUUUUUGGCUGUGUGUUUUGGUUGAUUGCGCUGUUGCACGGGGAUCUGGAGAACCAAGAGAACAGCAAGCCUUGCGUGUCUCAGGUGAGCAGCUUCACCGCAGCCUUCCUGUUCUCCAUCGAGACCCAGACCACGAUCGGCUACGGCUUCAGGUGUGUCACCGACGAGUGUCCCAUCGCCGUGUUCAUGGUGGUUUUCCAGUCCAUAGUGGGCUGCAUCAUCGAUGCCUUCAUCAUUGGUGCCGUCAUGGCAAAGAUGGCUAAGCCAAAAAAGAGGAACGAAACUCUGGUCUUCAGCCACAAUGCCGUGGUGGCCAUGAGGGACGGGAAGCUGUGCCUGAUGUGGCGCGUGGGCAACCUGAGGAAAAGCCACCUGGUGGAGGCGCACGUGCGGGCGCAGCUCCUGAAAUCCAGGAUCACGUCGGAAGGGGAGUACAUCCCCCUGGAUCAAAUCGACAUCAACGUGGGCUUCGACAGCGGCAUCGACCGCAUCUUCCUGGUGUCCCCCAUUACGAUAGUGCACGAGAUAGACGAGGACAGCCCUUUGUACGACCUGAGCAAACAGGACAUGGACAAUGCCGACUUCGAGAUCGUGGUCAUCUUGGAGGGCAUGGUGGAGGCCACCGCCAUGACCACCCAGUGCCGCAGCUCGUACCUGGCCAACGAGAUCCUCUGGGGCCACCGCUACGAGCCCGUGCUCUUCGAGGAGAAGAACUACUACAAAGUGGACUACUCGAGGUUCCACAAAACGUACGAAGUGCCCAACACACCCAUCUGCAGUGCCAGGGACUUAGCGGAGAAGAAGUACAUCCUCUCCAACGCCAACUCCUUCUGCUACGAGAACGAGGUGGCCCUCAGCAGCAAGGAGGAGGACGAGAUCGACACGGGGGUGCCUGAGAGCAUGAGCACGGACACCCACCCGGACAUGGAGCACCACAACCAGGCGGGGGUGCCCCUGGAGCCGCGGCCGCUGCGGCGGGAGUCGGAGAUAUGACUGGCAGGCUCCGCCUCUCCCGCCUGGCUGGGAGGCAAAAUCCCCACCGUGUCCACGGGGCAAGGGCUCGUUGACGUGAGAAGUUGGCCCAGAAGAGUUUGCAGACUACGGUACUGUGGAAGAGAGGUGUGAAGGCAGCAGACCCGAGGAACCCAGGCUGGUUUUAGGGCUGUCCUCAGAGGAGGGACGACAGGAAAUGAACUCUAAACACAAAGCACUAAACAUGUCUAAGUAUGAACAGAAGGCACAUAUGUUGUAGAAUAAAUUAUGUAUAUAUUUUUUUACAAAACUUGAACUUGCAGGCAAGCUUUGGUUGGGUUAUUAUUAUUUUUUUUCAACUUUUUCCAGAAUGCUUCUCUCUAGGGAACAAGAAUGUUUUUAAUGGCAUAACAAAGGCAAGAAUCUGCCUUAUUAUUAUUAUUAUAAUUAUUUUUUAAAAAGCUGCUGCUAACUACAUGAACACAAAUGGUUAUUUUUGUUGCAGUGUAGUUUUUAUUUUCUCUUGUGUAAUUUAAAAAGAAAAAAAAAAAGUCAGUGUUGAACUUUUUGGGUUGAAAAGCUCGUGAUCAGUUCAGAGAGGCCAAUGUUGCCAGAAAGUUUAAACUCCUUUUGAGGCCAGUAGUUGAUAGCUAGAAUCAAUUUCUCUCUUUCCAAUUACAUAAGGGGCAUUAUGUAAUAUCAGGCCAAUCAGUAGCCUCCAGCAAAAUUAUGAUUUUUUUGGGGGGAGAAUUUAAUUCUCUGUCUAAAGGAAAAAUGAGACAAAAGAUAUGUAUGCAUAGGAAAAAGUACUAAGUUCAAACUACCUAAGUGGAUACCAAAGAAAAUGCACAGUUUUGCACAGUGGAGUUUAUUUAAAAAAGAAAAAAAAAAGAAAAAAAAGAAAAAAAACAGGCUGCUUUAAACAAAAAAAAAAUCAAACCUCAGACACUUUUUUGGUUUUGACUUUUUUCUUUUUUUUUUUUUUUUCUUUUCUUUUAAGACCUUUAUUUUGCACCUUAUUCUAAAGGCUUGAGGCUUGCAUCUAAAGUGAGCUGGGCCUCCUCCUCUUUCCCCCUGUUCUUCCAUGGGGGGAAUAAAAUCCCUGUUUUCUUGUAGGGGAAAAAGCUCAGUUGGGGGAAGCAGAAGCAGCAUCAUCUGCCCCAGCUCCUUAGCUCCGAGCAGAGGAGCUUUCCCUGAAACUGUGCCAUGGAGCUGCUGGAGUUUGGCCAUGGGUGAGCCAAGCAGCAGAGAAGUGCCCAGGAAGAGUUUUUUGAGGAGGGAGGAAGAGGAAGAGGAGGAAGCGCUUGGGAGUGGCGGAGGGAUGGCAGCGUUUUGUGCAAAACGCUUCUGUUCAGCAGGGCAGGGCUGUGAGGAAGGUGGAUUCCCUGGAGAGAGGGAUUCUUUGGGAGGCUGCAAAGGGAGCUUCACCUCCUGCCUCCCUCCCUGCCAAACCCCAGCUGGGUGACACUCGCCCGUCACUCGUCACCAGGCAGGUUUUGUCACCUCCAGCAAAGCCCUGGCGGUGUUCUGGCUCCUUCACCCCGAAGGCUUUAAAUUCUCUGUGCCUCUAAGCUCGAGGAGACAGCAAAGCUGUGCUUGGCGUGGGGAUGGCAGUCCCAGAUGACUCUUGCAGUAUUGGAUCACUGUAUGCCAUUAAAAAACAGCUUGUUCUAGGUCUGGUGUCUUCUGCACGCGGAUGUCUGUGAGGGCUCUGCCAGCCCCGCCGGGGAGAAAUGCCUGCAACCAACUGGUUUCUGAUAAGACGCUAUCUACAGCUGGCUGGGCUGGAACCCGGGGGAAUUCCGUGUUGUAAACACAGAUUUGGCUCCUGGAGAGGGCAGGGGAUGAAGUGCAAGGACUGAGGCUGUUGCUGGGGCGGGAGGAUGGAAAAGGAAGGGAAGGGUGGGCAGCUGGAGGAGGGCUGGUUGCAGGGUCUGGGUCAACAGUGGUGGAGACAACGGGGCGCUGCUGGUGCUGCUAAUGGUGAUAUUCUUGCAAAAGGAGGAAAAAACGAAACCAAAGAGGAUUCAGUGACACAGAGGGGGCACGAAAACAACGGGGAAAGGGAGGCUGAGCAGCAGGAAGGGGAUCUGAUCUCACAUCAGCAUCCCCCAGGUGCACAGCGCUCCCACUAAAUGAUACUUGAGAUAUUUGAGGGAGGGAUGAGAGAAAAAGGGGAUGGAAAAUGCAGGAUUCGUCUCAUUUCUUUGACAUGCGAGAAAUCCAGAGAGUUAAAAAAAAAAAAAUCCCCUUCCCUUUAACAUUUCUGGUGCAGAGGUUUUGGGUUUGUUUUUUUUUUUCUUCUUGUUUGUUUGUUCUGUUUUGUUUUUCAAGUCGGUUUUUCAGAAAUAUUUUUAAAAAUUGUACAUUUUAUAAAGUUUAUCAAGUAUUUUCAUAUUUAAAGCCAAAUGUAAAUAGAAGUCUGUAAAGGAGGACAAGGAGAAGACAACGAAAAGGCCACAAAAAAAAAAAAAAGUAUCAAUUCAGCUCAGCAGUCUCGGCUCGCUAGGACUAGAUGCUACAGGUUAGCAUGAUUUUUAGCAAAUUACUUGCAAGCCUUAUAGGAUUCCUAAUGCUCUGAACUUCUCUUUAUUUAUUUUUUCAGCAUGGACUUUUCAUUUGAGAACACGUUCUAGUUACUGGCGUUUUUGCAGAGCUCCCAGAGCCGUGCCGAGGGGGGUGUGUCGAGGUGUAAUCCAUCGCUAAUCUCUGCUUGUUCUUUCCUUCCCGACCCUUUGUCUUUGCCCAGGGAAUCCCACAUUUCAGCCCUGGCUCUGGGAAGCUGCUGGGAACAGCCCUGCAAGUGGCCCCCUUCCCCUUUUUGCCAUCGAUUUUGGCUUUCUCAGCAGCAAAUUGGAGGAAUCAUUCAAAAAUAUAUAUUUUUUUAAGGACUAGACAGUGACUGACAGCUUUCCUUCAAUUCCCAUUGAUCCUGGGCCAAGCUUAUGCUGACUUUAAACUUUUAAACUUUUAAACUUUAAACUGACGGAGCUCUACCCACAGCCUCCCCCAGGCCUGGGCUCAGCCUCUUUAUCCAGGAUAAAUUGGCUCUCCCGGCUGGCACGGAAGCUUUUAUCCUGUCUUUUGCUUAGGGGCUGGGGGGGAAUAUGUUAUUUCUGCCCUUCCCUGAAAAUACUUGAAUGAGACACAUUGUCUGACCCAUAAUUCUGUGUACAGUGACAGGAGCAGGGAUGCUUCCCUCCCUCCUUCUCUUCCGUGCGAGUUGUCCUGGGUUAAGUGGCCGGGGUAGGGCUCCUCCCUCAUUAGCUGGCUUUAAUUACCCUCUCCCAGCCGUGAAACGCUUCUAUGCUGGUGGAAGCACUCAAAAAAAAAAAAAAAGACAAA
Messenger RNA from Prinia subflava (tawny-flanked prinia), 5099 nucleotides. It is a transcript of the gene KCNJ2, whose product is annotated as potassium inwardly rectifying channel subfamily J member 2. The transcript has 2 exons. Gene Ontology annotation, molecular function: inward rectifier potassium channel activity. Gene Ontology annotation, cellular component: plasma membrane. Lineage: Eukaryota; Metazoa; Chordata; Aves; Passeriformes; Cisticolidae. The record is from RefSeq and is a predicted model, not a curated record. Bases 492 to 1775 code for a protein of 427 amino acids. Gene Ontology annotation, biological process: potassium ion import across plasma membrane; regulation of monoatomic ion transmembrane transport.